GGGCCAAUCGGGGCUAGGAGGCGAGUCCGCAGCAGCUUCCAGCGGUGAUCUCACCCGCCCUCUGCCACAGAGGCAUUAAACACUGCUACCUGCUUUAUUGACUGCAUCACUACGAACCAUUGUUACUUAGUCUAUAAUUGAAACAAUAUGCAAUCUGUGAAAAUAAGUAUAAUGCUAGGUGGAUAUUGUAGAAAAUUACUCUAUUUAUAAUAAUUGUCUGAUGUCUAAUGUUUCUGUAAUAUUAUGUGUUCCACAUCUAAUUAAGGAUAAUUGUUACUCCAAUAUUGAUACUGUUACCGAACCAAUGCAAUGUAAUUACUCCACCUCCAUGUCGGCGGUGAACACAAAUAAAUUUGGUGCUUUUAAGCGAGUCGAAGAGAAGAAUGAAAGUCAGCGAGUUAGUGUAAAAAUGGUAGAUAAUAUUUAUAAUGUAGAGUUUGUUGAUAGUAUCCAACAAAACCAAAUGAUUGGCGAAACGCCUAACUACUGCAUUCCUUUAUCGAUUAACGCCAUAACAGUCCAGGGUAUCUCAUACAGUGACCCAUAUUUCAGUAGCUUUAACUUAAACUAUAAGAUGGCGUUUGGAGCGCCAGAGUAUAUGAACAAGUCUGAUUACGCUUUUAAAUCCUCAGUUUGUAUUAUACGAGAAGAUGAGCCUUACAUGAGUAAGACGCAACUACUAAACGAAAAGUCUGCUCAUAAUAUGAUAUGCAAAACGAAAACUCGAAUGCUCGAUGACAAGAUGUCAAUCGGAACAUACCAUGACAAUAAUGUAUCGGAUACGGCCGAAACAUCGACGCCAAAGAUGGCACUGAAAUCUUUCGCGAACGGCGAUCUCACGUUCGACGGGAUGCUCGAACUGACCAGCAAUGAGGCGAAGAUGCUGAAAGCUUUGCCGGGCGAAGAGUUGGACGGCUGGGGUGUGCCGCGCCGCCUGCGCCUCCGUGGCGGUGGCGAGAGUUCGCUCAACGCCGCGACAGGCUGGGGCAGCCCUCCUGCCUCCACUAACGCAGCCGCCAACUGGGGCGGUAACUCAAGCGGCCAAGCAAAUAAUGGGUCUAACAAUACUCAACAACAAUGGAAUAACACGGCUCAGCGGCCGCCCACCUCGCAAGCCGACAUGAAUAGCAACAAGGGGAACGGGAAUGGCAUGCCGCCUACCAGCGCCGCGUCUCAAAAUUGGCAGAAUUCGCCGCCAAACAUGCCAAACGCGCAGCCGAACAACAACGGAGCGCCUUCUAACAACGGUACAAACAAUACUGGAAAUGGAAAUAACGGGGGAAAUAAUCCUCCGAAUUCGGUAGCGAAUACUAAUGGUCCUUCUUCUGGUAAUGGGAACAACGGUAACAAUACCAAUAGUACCUCUUCUGCCAAGAUAGAGCAGCUCAACUCCAUGCGAGAAGCUUUAUUCAGCCAGGACGGAUGGGGAGGCCAACAUGUAAACCAAGACACCAACUGGGAUGUACCUGGAUCUCCCGAACCCGGCUCGAAAGCCGAGCCAACGGCUAGUGGCGGGCCGCCCGCCUGGAAGCCCAACGUUAACAAUGGUGCCUUCCUCGGAACCGAUCUCUGGGAAGCCAAUUUAAGAAACGGUGGACAACCUCCACCACAACCGGCAGCUAAAACGCCUUGGGGUCACACUCCGACUACUAAUAUUGGUGGCACGUGGGGAGAAGAUGACGACGCAGCCGACUCCGCCAAUGUAUGGACGGGGCCGCCUCCGCCGCAGCAGUGGCCGGCCGGGCCGCCACAGCAUGCCCAGCAAUGGGGAGUCCCUAAGAAAGACGACUGGAACGCGUGGGGUGAGCCGCACCGCCCCGCCGACCCUCGUCUGGAUCCGCACCGCGGCGGCGAUCCACGACAGGCACCGGCCGACACACGUCAUGACCUGCGCGGCGGCAUCUCGGGCCGUCUCAACGGAGACAUGUGGAGCCAGCAUCAUCAGCACGCCGCUGGGCCUAACAAGAUGAUGCCGGCCGCCGCUGUAAACCAAUGGGGAGCGCAGGGUCCCAAAGACUCGAUCAAAUCAUCUGGAUGGGAAGAGCCAUCUCCGCCCGCUGCACGGCGCGCAGGCGGCGGGUUCGACGACGGCACCUCGCUGUGGGCGCAGAGAGGUGGCGGCAUGGCCGGCAUGCCCGGACGUGGAGCGCCUCAAGGUCCGCCCGCUGGCCCUCAGCGCAUUCCCCCCACUCCCACCAAACCCGACGCGGUGUGGGGCGCUCACGGACAACGUAACGGUUCGUGGGAGGAGCCUCAUACUCCCGGCUGGCCGGACAGGGAAGUGCCCGGGUGGCCGGAAGCAUCUGUUCCCGUGCUAUGGCCCGCGCCUAAGCCGAAGCCGUCAGGACCUGCUGGUGCUUGGCCAGAUGACAUCGGCGAGUGGGGCGGUCCCAAACCACCACAGAGUGUGCCCCUCGGAAAGCAGCUGCCCAAAGAGGCGGUGUGGAAUAGCAAACAGUUCAGAUACCUUGUGGAGAUGGGAUACAAGAAGGAAGAGGCUGAAGCUGCGUUGCGCAACCGCGAUAUGAACGCCGAGGAAGCUCUGGAGCUGCUGGCUUCAGCGCGCGGCGAGGGUUGGCGGCGUGACGAGCACUUCCACCACGGACCCUUCCAGCCGCCGCCGUCUGUGCCUGCGGUCUCGCCCGCAGUCGUGCAGAAGCUGCUUAACCAACCGCCACCGCAACCUGUGCAGCAUCACCCUUACAACUCCAAUAGCGGGUCUGGCAACAGCGGGCAACCCAGUGCGGCACAGCUACGCAUGUUAGUACAGCAGAUCCAGAUGGCAGUGUCGGCCGGGUACCUCAAUCACCAGAUCCUCAACCAGCCGCUAGCGCCGCAGACACUCGUUCUCCUCAACCAGUUGCUGCAACAGAUCAAAGUACUACAACAAUUGGUGCAGCAGCAUACUUUGGUUAUCUCGAAAAACAACACGAUUGCCGCCUUGCAAUUAUCUGGGCAAAUCAAUAAAGCGAAACAGCAGAUCACUGCUUUACAGAAUCAAAUCGCGACGCAGCAGGCCUUGUUCAUGAACAAGCAAGCGGGCGGCGCCGAUUUGUUCAAGCAGAGUCACGACCCGCUAGCGCAGCUGCCCAACAACUUCAGCGAAAUGGCCAUCAGCAAAGACUCGCAGGCGGCUUAUGGUGGGAGCGGCAAUCAGCAAUCGCGCCUGAACCAGUGGAAGCUUCCUUCUUUAGACAAGGACGGCGAAGGUUCAGAGUUCAGCCGUGCGCCCGGCACCGCCAAGUCUACGACUAGCCCUCAGCUCAAUCAGCUCGGCUUGCAACCUGAUUCUACAUGGGGAGUAGGCCGCGGCUCUGAGAGCUGGGGCGACUCUAGCGCCGACGUGGCGGACGGCAAAGACUGGCCGGCUCACGGCGCACACCAGCCUGUGUACGACCUUGUACCCGAGUUCGAACCCGGCAAACCAUGGAAGGGCAACCAGAUGAAAAAUGUCGAAGAUGAUCCGGCUAUGACUCCGGGCUCUGUGGUCCGCUCGCCUCUGUCGCUGGCAGCUAUCAAGGACACGGACAUGCUGGGCGGGAAGACGUCCCCGCCGGGCGCCGAAGGACGUACGUUGUCGUCGUCCACGUGGAGCUAUGCGCCACCGGCCACGAGUGCCGGGGCGCUGAAGCCGCCUGCCGACGCGUGGGGUGCCAAGCCGCGCCCCGCGCCGCCCGGCCUCAACAAGGCGUGGCCGCAGCACCACGCCAACUCGCAGCAGCGCGCGGUGCCUUCUUGGCAGACUUCCACUUGGCUACUGCUCAAGAAUCUUACGGCGCAGAUCGAUGGGUCGACGUUGAAGACUCUGUGCCUACAGCACGGCCCCCUGCAGAACUUCCACCUCUACCUGAAUCAGGGCUUCGCUCUAGCUCGCUACUCGUCUCGCGAGGAAGCAGCUAAGGCUCAAAUGGCUCUAAAUAACUGCGUGUUGAGCAAUACGACGAUCUUCGCGGAGUCGCCGGCCGAGUCGGAGGUGCAGAUGAUCUUGCAGCACCUCGGCUCUGGCGGUGGUGGCGCGUGGCGCGGGGGCGCGGCAGCCGGCAAAGAGGGCUGGGGCGGCGCCUUCCCCGGUCUGUGGCCGGACCAGCACGACCAGCGGGCCACGCCCUCGUCGCUCAACUCGUUCCUGCCGCCGGACCUGCUCGGCGGCGAGUCCAUCUAGACCUCACCGUCACCCCCGCCUCCGCAGUACGUACGCCUCACUGGCGACCCGCCGACCACCUCGGCGGAGUCGUAGGUGUCUAGUUGUAAUUACGCUUUACCGGCCCCCGUACGGGGACGGACUAAUUUUAUUCGCCUAGUCAGAUCGUGUCGGACGCGUCGGGUCGCAACAUCCCUGCGGCGCGACGCGCCCGUGGUAGCCAACUGUCCACAUAACUAUUAUCUACUGUGUUGUAAGUGUUCAUGUAGAUUAUUUAGUGUACAUAAGAAUUAUACAUAUACAACGGCAGACAUAUAAAGUAUCGAGGGUUACAUGAAGUAUAGCGCGGCGGGCCGGCGCUACCGGGUGAGACUCGGCCGCGCCGGCCUGCCGCGACCCCCGCUCGCUCCUGUAAGCUACCAAAUAACGUAGGUAUCGGAAGUAGAGUAGUUGCGUCGCGGGCUACCUCAGUCACUCGCCCCGUGGCCUUAUGUUAGUGUGUAUUUAUUUUGUUGCGCUCGAGGGCUGUUGCUGUUUCGCCGUCGAGCUGUUGCGUUCCGAGUUUCUUUCGUAUUCGUUUUUAUUUUCUCGUUCGAUUCUUACUGAUCGUAUUUUAAUUAUUUAUUCUGUUUUUUUUUUAAUUCUCGCAAUGAGCCUUCGUUUUCCAGUAGUGAUAUUUUAUUCAGCAAUAACGUGUAAGUGCAUUUCACAGACUAACAAAAGUUUUAUAUUAGUUGUAAUUUUUAUAAUGAUAACAAAAUUUGAAAAUUAUGAGAUUCGAAGUGCAUUCUUGUAGUGGUUAAUUCCUUUUAAGCCGUAUAGUCUGAGAUGGAAAGAGUAUAUACAAAGAUACGUGAGGAGGUCGCGGCGCCGGCAUCAUCGGCCAGGUCGUAGGUCGGGUGCGGGCGCCGUGCGCCGCAAGUACAAGACGGGGCGCUCCCUUGCAAUCCAGUAAUCCUGUGAUGUAAAGUAUCUUGCCUAAUAUAAGGAUAAUCUAUUUUGUUGGAGAGUAUCAUAGAGCGUCGCCGGCGAGGGCGGCGGCGGUCGGCCUCCGCCGAAGCUGAUGUUUCCCCAAAUUUUUUCCAGUAUUUGUGAUUCAAGUGCCACUUUAUGUUUAAUAUAUGAAACGAUUAUCUAGAUUAUACGAUUAAUGUAAGGGUAACCUAAUAUAUUAAAUUGAAAAUUGUUUUAUCAUUUUAUAUUACAUACAUUUGUGAGAAGUGUUAUAGAGUACUAUAAUUGACAGUAAUUUAAAUAUUACACUUUUGUGUAUAGAUAAGAAUAAAGUUCUAACUUAAAUUUAGCCAUAUCAAUAUCUAUUUAAUAAAAGAUUUGUGGUAUUUUCUAUAGGCUCAAUUUGAACGUUAUUCAAAGUGACAUAUGCUUUAGAUAUUCUGUUAAUAAUAUACUUGUAGUCGUAGGUCUCUCGGUAUUACAUCAUUGU
Hyposmocoma kahamanoa is the source of this 5585-nucleotide messenger RNA. RefSeq names its product protein Gawky (gene gw). The transcript has 15 exons. Bases 221 to 4162 code for a protein of 1313 amino acids. The record is from RefSeq and is a predicted model, not a curated record. Gene Ontology annotation, cellular component: P-body; nucleoplasm. Gene Ontology annotation, biological process: positive regulation of nuclear-transcribed mRNA poly(A) tail shortening; miRNA-mediated gene silencing by inhibition of translation. Gene Ontology annotation, molecular function: RNA binding; protein binding. NCBI's taxonomy places the organism in Eukaryota, Metazoa, Arthropoda, Insecta, Lepidoptera, Cosmopterigidae.